Limanda limanda (common dab) is the source of this 4468-nucleotide messenger RNA. It is a transcript of the gene zc3h18, whose product is annotated as zinc finger CCCH-type containing 18. The record is from RefSeq and is a predicted model, not a curated record. The coding region runs from base 165 to 3644 and encodes 1159 amino acids. Gene Ontology annotation, molecular function: metal ion binding. The transcript has 21 exons. Lineage: Eukaryota; Metazoa; Chordata; Actinopteri; Pleuronectiformes; Pleuronectidae.
UGUCGCUGUGCGGUGCGGGCAGUUGUGAUUCCCCCGCCUCAGCAGCUCAACUCACGGAUCCGGUGUUUGUCUCAGGCCGCUGGAGCUCGAUCCGCCGGAGAGGGGACUUCCUACCGAGGCGCUGCCGUGUCCACACAGCCCCGGGCCGGCCAGAAUAUUCUCUAAUGGAUUCUCCUGAAAGCCCGAACCAGUCGCCCCAGUCUCCCGAGGAGGAGAAGGGCUUCUCCGACUCGGAGCUGCUGGAUUCUUCUGAUGAAGACGAGGACAGGGUGGUCUCGGGCAGCGAGCUCAUCAAUGAAGAGGAGAACGGAGAGCUGCUGGACGAGGACGAAGAGCCAGUGGAGAGCCGACGAAGAGGUUUGGGAUUAGAGGAGUUGGACGAAGAGGAAGAGGAGGAGGACGAGGUGGUGCCCGACUUCGUCUCUGACGCAGAGGAUGAGGAGCCUGGGGGGACGGGACAGGAGGAAGAGACCAUUGUUCUGAUGGAGGGGGAUGAAGAUGGUCCACAGGGGCACCAGUUAGAUGGAGAAGAGGAGAAGGAGGAGGAAGAGGAGGAAGAUGAGGAAGAGGACAGGGUCAUUGACACGCCACAGUCCCCCGACUCCGAACCGGUGAAGAGCUUUACUGAUGAAGACAAUGGAGAAGAUGGGGAGGAAGGAUACAGUCACUAUAAAAAGGAUGUCUCAGCCGAGCCUAAGACACCUGAGGUAGAUGAUGAAGAGGAGGAGGAGGAGAAGGAAAAGAUCCAGGCAGAGGAGGAAGAGGAGGGUGAGAGGAUAAGAGCUGCAGAAGGGGCGAGUAGAAGAUCGGUCACCGUGAAGGAGCCGAACGCCGACUCGGCUUCUGCUUCCCGGGAGCUGGACGAGCACGAGCUGGACUACGACGAGGAGGUCCCAGAGGAGCCCAACGUCCCUGCACAGGAGGAGGAGGAAGAGGAGGAGGAGGCAGAGGAGGAGCAGAGCGAGGACAAGAUCGUUAAGAAGAAGGAGAAGAAGCGUAUUCUGCCCCCGUCUCCUAAGAACAGUGACUCCAGGAGAUCAGAGGACUUCCGGGGGCCGGACCGCAUGUCCAGAGAUUCCUUCAGGGACAAGAAGAAGGACGAGGACGACGGAGAGAUCGAUGAAGGAGAGAUCGAUGACGAUGACCUGGAGGAGGGGGAGGUCAAAGAUCCCUCAGACAGGAAGAUCAGGCCACGCCCCAUCUGCAGGUUCUUCAUCAAAGGAAAUUGCACCUGGGGCAUGAACUGUCGGUUCAUCCACCCCGGAGUCAAUGACAAAGGCAACUAUUCCCUCAUCAGUAAACCAGACGUCUUCUCACCGAAUGGAGCGCCCCCUGGUGGACCGCACCCUCUCAUUCCCAAUAACCCCUGGGCCGGACCUGCAGUGGAGGAGCUCCCUCCACCCCCUCCCCCAGUGGAGCCCCCUGUGGAGAGUGCAUGGGAGAGGGGUCUGCGGCACGCCAAAGAGAUGCUGAAGAAGGCCACCAUCCGUAAAGAGCAGGAGCCGGACUUCGAGGAGAAGCGUUUCAACGUGACCAUCGGGGAGGACGAGAGGGAGUUUGACAAGGAGAACGAUUUCUUCAGAGAACGCAGCUACCGCAUCAUCAGAGAUGAAAUUGACUGCAGAGAUCCUGUAUAUGGCGACCAGUACAACGACCCUUACUACGACUAUGAGAUGGAGGCGCUGUGGCGAGGCGGCCAGUAUGAAAACUUCAGAGUUCAGUACACAGAGGCUCCACUUCCGUAUCACUACAACGAGCGUGAGCGCGACCCUCAGGAGCGACCCCGGGACCGAGAGAGGGAGAGAGAUCACCGCGAGCGGGAGCGCCGGCAGCGAGAGAGGGAGCGGGAGAGGGAGCGCGAGCGAGAGAAGGAGCGCAUGCGGCGGAAAGAAGAGUGGGAGCGGGACCGGAUGAAGCGCGACGAGAAGGAGAGGCCGAGGAUGCGACCUCCUCGGGACCCCAGGGAGAAGAAGGAGGAGGACAAACUGAAACCUCGCUCUCCGCUCGACCUGCCGCCCAACAGGCCGAUGGAGCCGCCCUCAAAGAAGGAUAUUGUUCCGUUAAUGCGGCGACCGGAUGAGUGGAAGGACCCGUGGCGUCGGUCCAAAUCCCCCAGGAGGCGCCCGGGGCUGGGCUCCCCCCCACGAGGCCGCCGGCGACACCGACCCUCCGGCUCGUCCGUGUCUCUGUCCAACUCCUCCAGGUCCUCGUCUCGCUCCUCCUCCUACAGCGGCUCGGGCUCCUCUCGCUCCCGCAGCCGCUCCUCCUCCUUCAGCUCCUACUCCAGCCACUCGUCCCAGCGCAGCUCCUUCAGCGGCAGCCGCUCCAGGUCUCGAUCAUUCUCGAGGUCUCCCUCAUCCAGUCGGACAGCGCCGAGGAAUGCUAAGAAUAAACCCGAGCCCCCCCCUAUGUUAACUAAAGGCGUGCCGCCGAAGCCGGGCGCCAUGCCGCCGCCGCGCAGGGACAAGCCUCCCAUGAAGAAGGCUCCCAGUCCCCCCCCGCCUGGUGGGAUGCAGGGCCGGCCCUCCAAACCCAUGCAGGAGGGAGGCAAGGCCCCCACCAACCCCCGGGAGCCCGGAGGACCCGGCGGCGGCGGAGCAGGUCGUCCCGUACCGCCACGGGAACCAGGAAAACCCCCCAACCCCCGGGAAGGAAGACGGAAAGUGAAGCAGCAGCGUCUUCCCCGGAGGCAAAAUGUGAGUGGGAGUGUCAGUGGAAGCGGGAGCAGUUAUACUGGUUCCAGCUCCCGAUCCAGAUCCUCCUCCAACUCGCUCUCGAAAUCCGGAUCCAGAAAAUCCAGGAAAUCCAGGUCGCUGAGCGUGAGCAGCGUGUCCUCGGUGUCCUCGGCCUCCUCCAGCAGCAGCUCCGUGCGCAGCGCCGACUCGGACGACAUGUACGCCGACCUGGCGAGCCCGGUGUCGUCGGCCAGCUCCCACUCCCCCGCCCCCAACCAGGCCCGCAAGGAGCGAGCCCCCGUCCGGGAGCGGCCUCCGCACGGGAGAGACAAGACCCGAGAGAGACCGACGAAGAAGGACGAACCCUUCAGGGAGGAUCGCAGGAAGCCGGACCCGUCUGGAGCCCCCCCCAGGGGGGGGAACCCUGUGCCCAAAUCAGGACCUGGUAGCAGGGGGGGGCACCCGGCACAUCCGCCUCCAGGCAACAUGGGCCCCCCUGGAAGCUAUGGAGGUUCAGGUUCCCACAAAGACAUCAAACUCACUCUCCUCAACAAGCAGCAGGGUGAUAAGGGCAGCAGGAAGAGGUACCUGCCUGCAGACAAGGACAGGCCGGGCUCGCCCCUCAGCAAGAGACUGGCCAUGUCUCCAGACCGAGGUCGUGAUAAAAGGAUCCCGGGUCGACCCCCGCUCUCCCCUCGAAUGGACCGACCCAGAGGCCAAGGCCCCCGGCCCGUGCCCCCCCACGGAGACAGGAAGCGUCCUCUGUCCCCGCCCCCGAAGUUGUCCGGCAAAGCCCCCCCGGCGCCGUCAGGCAAACCCGCCGCUCCGGGCUCGUCCGCGGCCGCCGGCUCGGCGUCGGCCUCCAACAAACCCAGCAACACGCUGUCCCGCCGCGAGGAGCUGCUGAAGCAGCUGAAGGCCGUGGAGGACGCCAUCGCCCGGAAGAGAGCCAAGAUCCCCGCCAAGUAGAAGGUCGCCCGGCCGGAGCUCCUGCGCUGACGCCACAGCGAGGAUCAGGGGGUGGAGCCUCCCCCCCCCCACCCCACCUCCGCUAUCAGUGGAUUUGUAAAAAUGUUGUUUGGUUCAUGCUGCCACAAGAAACAUCAACUGAGGUUUUGACUUCAUCCGAGAGCGCCGCUCGCUCCCACACAUCGGACGGUUGCUCAGCGGCGAGGAGCGGGGGGGGGGAACACGUGUGUGUGUGUGUGGCGAGGGAGGGGCGUGUCCGGGAUGAAGCGUGCAGGCGUCAAACAGAAGGUCGUGAGGGUCUCUCUGGUCCUCCGGUGAAGAGGAAGCAUCUUCCCGACGAAGCAGAUUUAUACAUAUUGAUUCUUCUUCUCUCGUCUUUUAUUGUCUCGUCCUCUCACAUCUUUUCUUUCCUCCGUGGAGCCGUGUGACCGGCGGCUUCGCUGCGCUUCUUUGUACAAAACCCUGAUUAUCUGUAUUCGCCCCCCCCCCCCGAGCCCCAGCGGCGUCCCGGCGGGUUCGUCCUCCUCCAGCGACUCGUCUGCGUUCCGUGAGUUCGCCGUCGCACCUUGUACAAUAACAGCAAGUCAUCCGAUUCUUUUAAGCGUUUGAUUAUAGACGAUAGUGAUGUGAAAUAUUGCUUCUUCUUUUUUUUUUAAUCUGCAGCAUUUUGUUUUCUUCUCGGCUCUCGAGUCAUGAAACCGAAGUUUUAUUUGUCAUGUUUUUAGUUGGAGGAGCGUGAGCGGUGGAGCGGAGACGUGUAGAGACCACGACAUGUCUUGCUUUUGUGACAACAGCCUUCGAAAUAAAACUAUUUUGAUAAAGAG